Molecule: messenger RNA, 1857 nt
Organism: Pecten maximus
Lineage: Eukaryota; Metazoa; Mollusca; Bivalvia; Pectinida; Pectinidae
Product: putative nuclease HARBI1
Exons: 2
Coding region: 83-1222 (379 amino acids)
Source: RefSeq, a predicted model, not a curated record
UUGGGCUGUUCCAGUGAAGUUCCGGAUGUGCUGAACAGAUACGCGAACCGAGUAAUUUGGAACAGGAAGUAGCACAUCCAAAAUGGCGGAUCCUGUGGAAACAGCGGCAGCACUUGUCAUCAUAGAAGAGCUUUUUGACUCUUCAGAUGACGAAGACUCCAGUGUCACGGUGCCAUUACAUUUUGGACUGAUAGCUUUAUCAAUGCCAGAUGAAAGAGCAAAGAUACGACGAUACGCAGAAGAAGUUAUCCCUAUGUACACAGAUGAAGUAUUCAGAAGAUUGUUCAGGAUGUCUAGAGAUACAUUUAGUGUUCUGGUAGAUUUCAUAACAGAAUGUCCCGAUUGGCAAAGACAUCACACAGGAGGAUAUGAUCCUAUACCCGUUGAUAAACAGCUAUAUGUCACAUUAUGGUAUUUAGGUGGCACAGACACUAUAAAUAAAAUAGCAGACCGCUUUGGAAUUGGUGAAGCGUCCGUCAUUGAAUGCCGAAAGAGGAUUAUAAAAACUAUCUUAAAUCACUUAAAAUCUAGGUUCAUAAAAUGGCCAAGUCCAGGAGAAAUGGCAGAAGAAGCUGAUGUGUUUUCACAAAGGAAUGGUUUUCCAGGUAUCAUUGGAGCGCUUGAUGGGACACACAUACACAUAAGUAAGCCAAAAGAUCAUCCCCAGUCCUAUUUCAACCGUAAAGGAUAUUACUCUAUCCAGAUGCAAGCUGUUUGUAGACACGAUAUGAGACUAACACACGUUUUUGUUGGAUAUCCUGGCAGUUGCCACGAUGCACGUGUCCUUAAAAACUCAGACAUUUGGAACAAUGGGUUGCAACUCUGCAACAAUACUUACUGCAUUCUGGCUGAUGGAGCCUAUCCUAUCAGAAGAUGGUUACUCACACCUUAUAGAGACAAUGGCCAUCUCGGAAACCGUGAACGAAGGUAUAACCAUUACCAUUCAUCCUGUAGAGUCGUUAUUGAGAGGUCAUUUGGGCUACUGAAAGGACGAUUUCGACGUCUGCAAAACCUUCAGACAAGCAGUAUCAAAACUGCAUGUCAGAUAAUUAUGGCUAGUUCUGUGUUGCAUAAUAUAUGCAUUUUACAAAAAGAUGAGGUCAGUGAUUUCCUGGAGGAAGAUGGUGAUCAGCCAAAUCAUCACCAACCUGUUCCAAACAUUGUAGAAAAUGAUGCGGAAGGAGUUCUCAAAAGAAAUAUUAUUGCCAAUCGACUGGUGUGAAUUCAUUCAUAUGGUGUGUAUAUUAACAUUGAAUUAAAAGGAUAUAUGACUUCAUCAUCUGUUGAAUAGUUAUUGUGAGUAAUUAAACAGAGUGUGAGUGAGAUUGUAUUCUUGGCAUUGUACAAUAACAGUACUGCUACUGAUAGAUCAUCAUUGGCUUGCUUUCAAUUCAAAAUUUCAGAAUAUGUACACAGAUACUUCCUUCCUUGGAUUGUUCUUCAUUUUUUCAAAGUAUUAAAAUAUAUUGCACAUACAAUACCAUGCUGAUUUUUGUAAUUAAAUCUUUAUUCUUUAACAAAAUAACAUGUAUAUAUCUGCCUGAUAAAUUAAAAACAAAAGUUUUGCUGUACAAAAUUUGGGGAAAAAGUAACAACCAAAUUGUUGUCCCCUACUGUGUAAAAGGACAAUGUGAAGGUCAUAAGGUAAACUAUUUGUUCAUUGGCAUAAUUACAACAAAUAUCACAAAUACUUUCAGCGAGCAACUGACCAAAUAAUCACACUCAUAAAUGAUGGGGAUGACAAAAAGUGCCUUCUUGCUCCAUUUUCCCCCUAAUACAUUUUAAGUAGCUUUUAGAUGAAAGCCACUGAUUUUGAUAUGCAUAUGAACAUAUACAAGAUUAGAUAUAUUAACAGCU